This is a messenger RNA of Pyricularia pennisetigena, 1989 nucleotides long. RefSeq lists its product as uncharacterized. Lineage: Eukaryota; Fungi; Ascomycota; Sordariomycetes; Magnaporthales; Pyriculariaceae. The record is from RefSeq and is a predicted model, not a curated record. The coding region runs from base 1 to 1989 and encodes 662 amino acids. Gene Ontology annotation, molecular function: oxidoreductase activity, acting on CH-OH group of donors; flavin adenine dinucleotide binding. The transcript is spliced from 2 exons.
AUGCCGUGGCCCUUUUCGACUCCUUACCCGCAACGCACCGGCGCCGAGGUCCACGGCCAGACGUUUGAUUAUGUCAUCGUCGGCGCCGGAACCGCCGGCUGCGUCCUCGCCUCGCGGCUGAGCGAGCCGGAUCCCGUGACGGGCCAGCGGGCAAGCGUCCUGGUGCUGGAGAAAGGUCUGGCGAGCGACUCGAUCCUGACUCGGAUGCCGCUCAUGUCGCAAAAUAUGUUUAUGGACUUUAUGCAGGCCGUCCGCGACUCCUUUGCCGCCCCGCUGGACAUCGCCUACGGGAAGCGCCUCAGGCUGUGGGCCGCCCAGGGCGUCGGCGGCUCGUCGCGCGUCAACGCCAUGCUGCACACCAGAGGCACCCCCGGUGCUUAUAUAGAAUGGGCCGACAGUAUGGGCCUGACCGAUUGGAGCUGGCACAAGGUCGAGCCGUACUUUAUCAAGAUGGAGACCGCCAUUGAGCGUCCCAAUGAUCCGUCAAGAGGGCACAGUGGUCCAAUCCCGCUUCGUCAGAUGGAGCAUAAUUUCCGUUUCUAUCCCUAUCUCGAAAAAGUCUUCAACGAACUGGGUCUUCCCACAACACAUGACCCAAACUCACCCAAGGCACCGGCACAAGCCUACAAACACCUCGAGGUGGCCAUCGACCCCAAGAGCAGACGAACCACGGCCUUCCGGGGCUACCUGAACAAGUCCAUCGCGCUGGAGCGCCAGGAUAACCUGACCAUCUGCACGGGAGUGAGUGCGUCCAGGCUGGACCUUGACGCGGAAGCAGGACAGGUCAAGGGUGUUUACUUCCGCCCGGCCGGCAAGGCAAAGUCCAGCAGCGCUCAAGACCAGCAGCAUAACAAGGCGACGGCGGCGGAGUUCUACGUCACGGCUCGUCGAGAAGUCAUCGUCUGCAACGGAACCAUCAAGACGCCGCAGCUCCUGCUGCUGAGCGGCAUCGGACCAAAGUCCCACCUGGAAAAGGUCGGCAUCCCCGUGGCCAGGGACCUCCCCGCGGUCGGCCAGAACCUAGCGGACCACAUCUGCUUCCCCGUGCAGGCCAAGGUCGCCAUGACCGAGUCCCUGCGCCAGGCCGAGCACUGGUUCUGGGCGCUGUGGGGCCUCGUGAUGUACUUCCUCUUCAACCGCGGGAUAUUCUCGAGCUCCAGCACCAACUACGCCGCCUUCCUCCGCACCGCCACGGUCGACCGGGAGACGAUGAAGGUCCAGACCAGCCCGGAGAACAUGGACGCCACGGACGCGGCCAACACGCCGGACGUAGAGCUCAUGAUCAACGCCAUCAACAGCAUCGAGAACCCGAUGCCGGGCUACCCGCCCAUGCUGGCGAUGCACACGGCGCUCCUCCAACCGCACUCGCAGGGCUCGCUGGAGCUGGCCUCGGCCGACCCGGACGCGCACCCCAACAUCACGUACCCGUUCCUCGACGACGCGCGCGACGUGGCGACGGCGCGGACCGCGAUCCGCUUCUCCAUGCGCGUGCUGCACGGGCUCGCCACGAGCGGCUACCCGCUGCCCUGCGCCUUGGUGAUCGCCCCGGGCGUCAACACGGAGCUGAUCCAGCCGGCGCCGGGCCACACGCUGGCGCCGGACGGCAGCGGCCGGCUGCUGUUCAACGCCGAGUUCCGCGAGCCCGUGCCGCAGUUCGUGCGCGACUGCGACCGCGAGCACGGCCACGUCGAGCUGCGCGACGCCCGCGACGGCUGGCGCUCCGUGACCGACGCCGAGGUCGACGAGUUCGCCCGCCUCAUCGGCACCUCGGGCGCCCACCUCACCUCCACCUGCCGCAUGGACAACGAUCCGCGCCGCGGCGUCGUGGACCAGCAGCUGCGCGUCCACGGCUUUGCCAACCUGCGCGUCGCCGACGCCAGCGUCUUCCCCAAGAUCCCCGCCUGUCAUACCAUGGCCCCCGUGCUGAUGGUCGGCGAACGGUGUGCUGAUCUAGUCAAGGAUGCUUGGAGGGAUAGGAAGGAGAAGUGA